Molecule: messenger RNA, 2966 nt
Organism: Mercurialis annua (annual mercury)
Lineage: Eukaryota; Viridiplantae; Streptophyta; Magnoliopsida; Malpighiales; Euphorbiaceae
Product: acylamino-acid-releasing enzyme-like
Exons: 18
Coding region: 408-2732 (774 amino acids)
Biological process (GO): proteolysis
Molecular function (GO): serine-type endopeptidase activity
Source: RefSeq, a predicted model, not a curated record
CAUUUUUUUAUGUUGAGCAAAACAUUAUCGAAAUCAAACAUGUUAUCACUAUCAGUGCGCUAAAAUGAUGUUCAUCCUCGAAGAUUUAAAAAUGAUAUAUUUAAUUUGCUACUAUAUAAUAUUAUUAUUAUUGUUUGUUAUUUGUGUAAUAUGAAAAUUAUCGUUUGUCUAAUUUGUUUUUGUUGUGUUAGAGAUGCCAUGUUUGAUAUUAUUUGUAUAAUUAAUUUUCGAGAUAUAAUAAAUUUAUCGAUAGUUGGAGUAAAUUUAUUGUAAAUGGCGGGUCAACUCUGUUAUAUAGAGAGGUUGGUCGCUCUGAACAGUUCAUACUGCUCUCAAGUCUCUCACUAACUUCUCGAAGUAAUCCUUUCUCUGCCAGCAGUAGCAAAAGAUUUUUGGCCAGUCCAGCAAUGGAUGCUGCAAAAGCUGUUUUGCCUGCAAAGGAAUUAGCGGUAGAGAUGGAUGCAAGUAGUGAGGAGGAGUAUGCUACUCAGUCCAAGUUGCUCCGAGAGUUCACUAGUAUCUCUAGUAUUGACAAGGCUUGGACUUUCAAGUCUAACAGAGGAAUGGCCUCUCAGGCAAUAUUCUCAAUUAGCCAGCCAAAUCUUUUGGCUAAUAAAAGGAGAAAAUAUAUUCUAUCUGCUACCAUUUCUAAGGAAAAUUGCAGUUCAGUAAAUUUUCAAUGGGCCGCGUUUCCCAUUGAGAUGACUGGCGUGUCUACAAUUGUUCCAUCCCCAUCAGGCUCCAAGCUUCUUAUAAUAAGGAAUCCUGAAAAUGAAUCUCCCACUCGAUUUGAAAUUUGGUUCCAGGGACAGGUGGAAAAGGAAUUCCACGUCCCUCAAUCUGUUCAUGGUUCGGUAUAUGUUGAUGGAUGGUUUGAAGGAAUAUCUUGGAACUCUGAUGAAACUCUCAUUGCUUAUGUUGCUGAGGAACCAUCUUCAUCUAAGCCUGUGUUCAGUAGUAUGGGGUACCAAAAAAAUGGUGUUUCCGAGGACAAGGAAUGUAAUAACUGGAAAGGGCAAGGGGAAUGGGAAGAAGAAUGGGGAGAGACCUAUGCAGGAAAAAGGCAGUCUGCACUCUUUGUCAUUAGCACCAGAAGUGGAGAGGUACAACCUGUUAAAGGAGUUACGAAGUCCUUGAGCACUGGUCAAGUUGUGUGGGCUCCAUCAAAUGAAGGCUCGUAUCAGUAUUUAGUUGUUGUGGGCUGGUCAUCAAAUCCAAGAAAGCUUGGCAUUAAGUAUUGCUACAAUAGGGCUUGUGCGUUGUAUGCAGUUGAGGCACCUGUUUAUAGAUCAGAGGCCAAUGUGUUUGAACUUAAAGAUAAUCCUGUAGAAUAUUCAUCUGUUUUCAAGUUAACUCAGAGCAUGAGCAGUGCCUUCUUUCCUAUGUUUAGUCCAGAUGGAAGGUUCCUUGUGUUUAUGUCUGCAAAAAGCUCCGUAGAUUCUGGGGCACAUUUAGCAACAGAUUCACUUCACAGAAUUGAUUGGCCGGUUAAUGGAGAGUUGAACUUUCAUACAAAGAUUGUUGACGUGAUUCCUGUUGUACAGUGCGCAGAAGAUGGUUAUUUUCCUGGGCUUUAUUGCUCAAGAUUUCUUAGUAAUCCAUGGCUUUCUGAUGGUUGUACAAUGGUUUUAUCUUCUGUAUGGGGCAGCAGUCAAGUUUUACUUUCCGUGAAUGUGUUGAGUGGGGAUGUAAACCGGAUUAGUCCUUUUCACUCAAAAUUUUCAUGGAAUCUUCUUUUCGUGGAUGGAGACAACAUUAUUGCCGUAUCUAGCAGUCCGGUUGAUGUUCCUGGAAUCAGGUAUGGUUUUCUUGUUAAGGAAACAACUGAAAAGUCCUUAUGGAGUUGGUCAGAUGUAUCAAGUCCCAUAUUCAAAUGUUCUGAGAAGGUUAGAUCAUUGCUCUCAUCUCAUCAAUUCGACAUAUUGAAGAUUCCAGUCAAGGAUGUUUCUUGUAGCCUGAAUAAAGGUGCCAGCAAACCUUUUGAAGCUAUAUUGGUAUCUUCCAAUUCUAAGAAUGGUGCAUCUAGUCCUCUGAUAGUAAUGCUUCAUGGAGGCCCGCAUGAUGUUUCACUGUCAAGUUUCUCGAAGAACCUGGCGUUUCUCUUUUCACUAGGUUAUACCUUGUUGAUUGUAAAUUACAGAGGUUCAUUAGGAUUUGGCGAGGAAGCAUUGCAAUCUCUUCCGGGGAAAGUUGGUUCCCAGGACGUUAAUGAUGUGCUUACAGCUAUAGAUCAUGUUAUUGACAUGGGUCUUAUUUUCCCUUCUAGCAUUUCUGUACUUGGUGGUUCCCAUGGUGGCUUUCUCACGACACACUUAAUUGGCCAGGCACCUGAUAAGUUUGCUGCAGCAGCUGCAAAAAAUCCUGUUUGUAACUUUGCAUCAAUGGUUAAUACAACAGAUAUCCCUGAUUGGUGCUUUGUGGAAAAUUAUGGAAUUGAAGGGAAAAAUAAAUAUACAGAAGCCCCAUCAAUAAAUGAUCUAACUCUCUUUUACAGCAAGUCCCCUAUAUCCCACAUCUCAAAGGUCAAAACACCAACAAUCUUUCUUAUAGGAGCUAAAGAUCUUCGUGUUCCGAUGUCUGAUGGCUUGCAAUAUGCACGGGCAUUGAAAGAGAAAGGAGUUGAUGUCAAAAUCCUCAUUUUUCCAGAUGAUGUUCAUGCAAUUACGAGGCCACGAUCUGAUUUUGAGAGCUUCCUUAAUAUUGGAGUGUGGUUCAAGAAAUACAGCAAAUGAAAGCAGUUCUUGACUGGAGAAUCAAAUUAUUUAUUUUUCGAACACAAACUUGAGAACUGGAUCAUUCAAGGUUGUUUGUAUUGCUGUCCUCUAUGAAAAUUGAUCCUCAAUUUUCUCCAAUAACCCCUAAAUAUUAGGCGUCAAAGUCCGAAAUGGAACUCGAACUUGCCUCAUAAUAAAUCAAAAUGAACUAGUUUUUUUCAAUGAAAUCUAAUAUUAAAAUUUAAAACAUCA